Messenger RNA from Manihot esculenta (cassava), 934 nucleotides. RefSeq names its product xyloglucan endotransglucosylase/hydrolase protein 24. Bases 24 to 875 code for a protein of 283 amino acids. Gene Ontology annotation, cellular component: apoplast; cell wall. The transcript has 3 exons. Gene Ontology annotation, molecular function: xyloglucan:xyloglucosyl transferase activity; hydrolase activity, hydrolyzing O-glycosyl compounds. The record is from RefSeq and is a predicted model, not a curated record. Lineage: Eukaryota; Viridiplantae; Streptophyta; Magnoliopsida; Malpighiales; Euphorbiaceae. Gene Ontology annotation, biological process: xyloglucan metabolic process; cell wall biogenesis.
UAAAACAACACUCAAAAACAUCAAUGGCUUCCUGUUGUUGUAGAUCAAGCAGUUUUAAACUGGCAGUAUUCUCCAUUUUCUCUGCACUCGUUGCUUCAGCUGCCAAUAACUUGGAUCAAGAUUUCGAUAUCACCUGGGGAGGUGGCCGAGGAACCAUACUCAACAAUGGCCAGAUUCUGACUCUGUCUCUUGACAGAGCUUCAGGCUCAGGAUUUCAAUCAAAGAAUGAGUAUCUGUUUGGGAAGAUAGAUAUGCAGCUGAAGCUUGUCCCUGGAAACUCUGCUGGAACUGUCACUUCAUAUUAUUUGAAAUCUCCAGGGACUGUGUGGGAUGAGAUAGACUUUGAGUUCUUGGGAAACGUGAGUGGAGAUCCUUACACAGUUCAUACAAAUGUGUAUACCCAAGGCAAAGGUGACCGAGAGCAACAGUUUCGCUUAUGGUUUGAUCCCACUACUGAUUUUCACACUUACUCUAUUCUCUGGAAUCCUCAGCGCAUUAUCUUCUCAGCUGAUGGGACACCAUUGAGAGAGUUCAAGAACUUGGAAGGACUAGGAGUGGCAUUUCCAAAGCAGAAGCCGAUGAGGAUAUAUUCAAGCAUAUGGAACGCAGAUCAAUGGGCAACAAGGGGUGGCCUUGUGAAGACAGACUGGAAUUUAGCUCCUUUUACUGCUGCUUACAGAAACUUCAAGGCUGAGGCUUGCACUUGGGCUGCUGGGAGACCUUCUUGCUCUCCAAAUAACAAUUGGCAACACCAGCAAUUGGAUCCAAUAAGCCACCAAAGGCUCCUCUGGGUUCAGAAGAACCACAUGAUUUACAAUUAUUGCACUGAUACUAAACGUUUCCCUCAAGGCUUUCCUCCUGAAUGUUCUCACUAGUUCUCUUAAUAAUAAUAUAAUAGUUAAUUUGUGUACAAAAUUUAGCUGGCUUUUAAAAA